AUCCUCAUAUGGCACAGUGUCAGAAGUCACAAGACCCGAGCUUGUGAAACGAGGGUUAAACGAACCGACAAAGUUAGUUCCCUCGUGAUAAUAAUGAAGUCGUGCAACCCUGCGGCAAAGAUAGCGCGAGCAUGUUGCCAAACGCUUCACAUCGUUUGCGGAUCCAUUGUUUUCGCGUAAUCGGGGAAUGGCUGGAGGUGAAAUUAAAUAUUCUUCCCUAUCUGCUCGGUUGGCGUCAGGAAGCAUCAUUGUUUCGCACAAGUGCAAGGAGAGGAAAAUCGAGCGGCUCGUUUUUCGACGAAAAUCCGUCUGAACUUCAGCGGUUAAAUUGUAACAUGUUUCGAAAGUUGUUUGUCCAUGUUCAAACCCCUUCGAGACUUAAAUGUAGUGCUGGGCAUUUGCUUCAAUGUUUACGUUGAGUGGUUGAUUUCAGUGUCGGAGAGGGCGGCAUCAAGUAUGAAAAUAUUCGAGCCUGUUCGACGUUUUUUUGGAAAUAUUUUUUAUGCGCUUUUGAGAGGAUGCUUCGCGGUGUCUAAUGUGUUUUGCCCCUCCGAGUAUGCUUUGGAUGAAUCACAUUUCGGUGCUCGUCAUGGGCAGUGCCUCAUGGCUUUCUUGGGAGUUGCUAUCGCAUAUUGCCUUCGCACGAACAUAUCAGUGGCAAUUGUCUCCAUGACAGAGAAGUCCAGCUUAAAUGCAGAUGCUCCGGUUCUUAUGUGGGAUGAAAAAAUGAAAGGCACGAUUCUGAGUUCGUUCUUCUGGGGGUACCUGCUUCUUCAGAUUCCGGGAGGUCAGAUGGCCGAAAAGUUUGGCCCAAAAUACGUCCUAAUUACAGCCGUAGGUGUAGCUGGAAUCCUUACAAUUUUGACACCCUAUGCCGCAAUUAAUGGUGGUUUUUAUUGGAUGGUACUUUCAAGGAUUCUGCAAGGGGCCGCUCAGGGAUUCUGCUACCCCGCAACGAACUUCUUUCUGGCCAAAUGGGCUCCCUUACCAGAGAGAGGAAGGCUCGUCACUUCAGUAUUUAGUGGGGACCGCUUUGGGAUUUUAAUCACUAUGGCUGGUGCGGGCGUUUUGGCGGACAGUCGUUGGGGUUGGCCCUCCAUCUUCUAUGUUAGCGGAGCGACCGCAAUUUUGUGGGCACUCGCCUAUGCGUACUUCGGCGUAAAUUAUCCCCAGGAUCACCCCACCAUCACAGAUGCCGAGCGGAGUUAUAUUUUGGAUUCAUUGCCUAACACGUCAGAGGAUCGACAAUCGAUGAAAACGCCAUGGAAAGCGAUUCUGAAAUCUGGUCCUUUGUGGGCUCUCUUGUUAGUGCAUUGUGGGCAGAACUGGGGAUACUACACAUUACUCACACAAAUUCCUUCGUACAUUUAUGCUGUUUUCGGAUUAAACAUUCAAGAGAGUGGUUUCCUGUCAGCACUACCUUAUGUUUCCAGUUUCAUCAUGGCGUUCGUUUUUGCGGUGAUCGGAGAUAAAGUAGCAAAUAAAGAAAUGCUAUCGAAGACUACGGCACGAAAAUGUUGGAACUCCUGUGGUUUAUGGGGAGGGGCCGCUGCAUUCUGUUUACUAGCCUUUGCUGGAGAAUAUGAAUACUUAGCCCUGACUUUGCUCAUCCUCGCAGCGGGUUUAAACGGCGCCACACUCAUUGGCUACCAUUCUAACCAUCUGGACCUGGCGCCAAACUUUUCCGGCACUCUCAUGGGAAUUACUAACGGAUUCGGCAACGUUGCAUCCAUUUCUGCUCCUCUUUUUGCUGGUUUCAUGCUGACUGAUAUGACGUCGUUAUCCGAGUGGCGAAUCGUGUUUCUGACGUCAGCUGCCGUGUUCUUUGUUGGCAAUCUAAUAUUCGUGAUAUUCGGCACUGCCGAAGUACAAGACUGGAACUUCCCUCCGGAAAAAGAAAAACCCAUCCAGAUGACCAAUAUAUUUACGGAAAGAAUAACAGAAGAUUGAAGCACUCGCAAGUUCAUAGGAUGAUUAAUUUCAUGUAAAAACUGACCGAGAGGUGUAAAAAAUUAUGUGUUACAAAAACAGGAGAAAAUUGUUUAGAAGAAACACAUUUCCGUGAAAUGACUAAUUAUCCCACUCGUUAGAUCACCGAGUGGAAUCCAGUUGGCGUCCUUUAAUUUUUAUCUGCCUUCAUUAUAAAUACAUAAAGCUCAUGGUGAGCUUUAAGAUCAACGAUGAAACUCAAAUCAAGUAUCUCUGAGACCCCGAUUUUUCAAAAAAGAAAAGACUGAAUACAUUCCUACUCAUCCUUGAAGGUAUAGAGGAGAAAUAAUAUUCACAAGUAACAAGGAAAAUAUGUUUUUUGAGGCUCUACUAGCAUCCACAUUUUAAAAAAAGGAGCGAUUUCUUGUACCAGUGAGAUUUGGAUAUCUAUCAGGCCGAAUCUUGAGAAAUUUUUUCGCAACGUUGAUACAUUUGAACAAUUAAAGCAGUACCUAUCCAGAAAAUUGAAAAUUUUACGAUAAAAAUCAGAAAUAGCUUACUCCAUCGACACAAUAGAUAACGCUGGAAUUAAGUUACGGUGCACGAGAAAUAAGCAAACCACCCUUAGUUAGUGUAAAAUACGACGAACACUAUGCAUAUUUAAUUUUAAGUCCUGAAUACAACUAUUCGGGCUCCAAGGAUGCCCGUUGCAUACUCACGGGAGUGAAGGCGUUUCGAAUGUUCAGGCACUCACCAUUUCAUCCGCGGCGCGCGGCACCAACGGCGGGCUUUGCUGUAAAGGUUCAAAAUGGCAGAUAGCUUUCAAUUAUUCCUCGUUUGUACUAUCCAAAUAUAUCUGCUAGGCACGAAUAGUUGCAUACAGACGUAGGAUGUAAUUAUCUUUUAUGCCUCAAAUUUGAUAUUUCCGCGUGCUGAGCAUGAUUGAUAGAGAAACUAUACAUGUCUAGGAGAUGUCUAGGGAGUGUAAAUGAAGAAUUUAAGUCACUCUGUCUAUUUUGAUCCUUGCAGUAGAGCCCGCCGCACAAUGAAACGAGCCUUUCAGAGAGAGUGGACAUGAAAUUUGUGACUGAAACUGCAAAUUUUGAUGUUAAUUUCUUCACGUUAUGAAUUGUAUGGAGUGCUUCUUGAAGACAUUUUACAAAAAAAUCAACGAAUCCACUUCUAUAAAACUAACAUCGAUAAGAGCUUUUAGUGUUUCCACAUUCUGUAUGAUCCCCUUCAUUGACUCGCUCCACUGAGCGCCAUUGGUGAAGCGGUCAGUGUCUGAAGUCAAAACGCCUUCUCUUUUGUGCGCAUGCAACACGGACGACCAUAGAGUUCGAAUAGUUGUAUCCAAGCGUUAUACUGAAAUUCGCUUUGUGUCCGUCACAUGCGACACUAACUGAAGCUUUAAUUGUUUUUUAUGAACCUUAACUCAAAUGCAGCGUUGCCUAUUGUACCGAUGAAGUAAACCAUUACCGAUUUUUAUCGCGACAUUGUAAAUUUUCCGAGAAACGAUUACUCUUUAAGUAUGUCUUACGACGUUGCCAGCCCUUGAAAUCACAAGAAAAGAUAUAUGAGGAUGAUAUGUAAUUUCCCUCAAACCACUUUAAUUAGCAGUCCUCCUUUGUAUGUGUUUGCGCUAAAAUUCUGGAGAACAUCCGUAAAAUAUCAAGGAAAAAUUAAAUGAAAUUUAAUGCAAUUACUAGGAUUGAUUGUUGUUUGUCUUGUGUUUUUUUUUUAUUCCACUACGCACAAGUUUUUUCUUCAGUAACGCGUGAAUUAUUGUUAAGUUAGGGAACACUCAUAGUGAUUAUUACCAAGACACUGUAAGCUUAUUCUCUAUUGUGCUGAUUUUUUUUCAAUCCAAGACUUAUUCUUUUCUUUC
Molecule: messenger RNA, 3817 nt
Organism: Bemisia tabaci
Lineage: Eukaryota; Metazoa; Arthropoda; Insecta; Hemiptera; Aleyrodidae
Source: RefSeq, a predicted model, not a curated record